This is a messenger RNA of Platichthys flesus (European flounder), 3894 nucleotides long. It is a transcript of the gene rbm14b, whose product is annotated as RNA binding motif protein 14b. The record is from RefSeq and is a predicted model, not a curated record. Bases 1364 to 3046 code for a protein of 560 amino acids. The transcript has 3 exons. Gene Ontology annotation, molecular function: zinc ion binding; mRNA binding. Gene Ontology annotation, cellular component: cytosol. NCBI's taxonomy places the organism in Eukaryota, Metazoa, Chordata, Actinopteri, Pleuronectiformes, Pleuronectidae.
AUCCCCGGGGUCGUGUCGCUGCUCCACCGGAUCCGAGGCGGACACGUCCCCGUGGGUUCGAACACCGGAUCGAGCCCACGUUUACCGUGUUGAGGUCGAAGCCUCUUUCCUUUGUUUGAUCGAUGCUUGUUUUCAUGUCCGGUGAAACGUCCGAGUCCGAGCCGCAGACACGUUGUUCCACAGCAGAUCCUCCGUGUGGUUCCACAUGAGAUCCGGAUUCUAUGUGUUCCUCUACAUGCUCCUCUACAUGUUCUUCUUCUAUCUGUUGUUCGUGGAAAUCGCUCCAGCUGUGAAAUGUGAUGACUCAGCGUCAUGCUGCGUCAUCACAGAUCCAGCUUCGAGCUGAGAGGAAGCCACAGUAGAUAUCUAUGUGUAUAUACAUAUCUAACAUGUAUGUGUAUAUACAUAUCUAACAUGUAUGUUUAUAUCUAACAUGUGUAUAUGUCCUGGACGUGCUCAGUUGAACUGCUCUCUGAGGAGGAGGUGAUCAGGCAGCUGACUGGACACAGGAAAUAGACGUGUCCUCCUCUGGGGUGCACCUCCUGCUUCAGGAGACAGAGAAGGUGUCUGCUCACUCUGCUCCUGGUUCUCCUGCAGCUCUCAGGAGAACCCUGCAUGCUGAAGCUCCAUGUGAUGGACAGUGACUCAUAGCUCUGCAGAGAUCACAGCCUCCUCUCAGAUCGGAUCUGUGAUCUGUGUCCUGGGUUUCUGAAGGGAAGCCCUGCUUUGUUAGAGCUGAUCUGAGGUCAGCUCACAGGCAGAUGUGUGGUAUUCAAAUGGCAGCAUUAGGAUGUAGAUCUCUGGUUUGAAUCAGAACCUUCUGUUAACUGAGAGGAGAGCAGAUCUUUAGUCUUUGGUCCGUUCGAUGCUGAUUUCAAUAAAAACAACUUCAUUCAAAACCAGCCGUCACAACGAGGACAGCAAAUAUUAAAGUUAAUUCAACAUUCAAAUCAAUCUUAAUUAUUUAAACUGGAAACAGGUUUGUAAAGGAUCAUAUCAGUAAUAAUCAGCUCAAGACAAUAUGAGUGGCAGCAUUUGAGUUAAUAUCAUUUAUUUUUUCUGGUUUGGAAUAAACCAAUGUUUCCUGGUGGAGAAAUAGAACUUGAACAGUUUACAUGUGAAGUCAGCAGCAGACAGUUUAAAGACAGGCAGAGGAACCUGGUGUCCUCCAGCUCCGUCCUGUGUUCAGUGUGUCCUCCUGCUCCUGCUCCACAUCCUGCUCCUGUCCUCCUCCUCCUCCUCGUCACACCACACAGAGCCCUGUGGGUUUGUGCUCACUCAGUAGUUGUUGAGUUCGGUUGCUGCAUUGUGUACUUAAUCCUGUCCCUUAUCUCACAUCAUUCCUCUGUCUCCCUGCAGCGCCAUGGACAAGAGCAACACAGUGAAGCUCUUUGUGGGCAACCUGGCUCUGGACACCACCCAGGAGGAGCUGUCGGCCAUCUUCGAGCCCUACGGCCAGGUGGUCAGCUGCAGCGUGCUGCGGCAGUUUGCCUUCGUGCACCUGCAGGGCGAGGGCGCCGCCGAGCGCGCCAUCCGGGAACUCAAUGGGCGGGAGUUCCGUGGUCGUAACCUGGUGGUGGAGGAGUCCAGGGGCCGGCCGCUGCACUCCACCAAGGUGUUCGUGGGGAACCUGAGUGGGAUGUGCACCACUGAAGAUCUGCAGCAGCUGUUCCAGACCUUUGGGAAAGUUCUGGAGUGUGACAAAGUCAAAGGCUACGCCUUCGUCCACAUGGAGAACAAGGAGGACGCCCUCCAGGCCAUCGAGGCCCUGCAUGGCACCUCCUUCAAAGGGCGCCCCCUGUCUGUGGAGCUGUCCAAGGUGCAGCCCAGCAAGCAGGCGCCCACUGGGAAGAUCCCCUGUGUGAACUGUGGGAAGCAGGGCCACUAUGCUGGGGAGUGCCCCGUGGGGAAGCCCUCUCUGGAGCAGUACCAGAGCCAAGCUGCCGUCCUGGCUGCCGCGGCCGCUGCCGCCGCCGGCCUGCCCCUGCAGGUCCAACAGAGCGUCCACAACUCCGUCUACAACACCUCCACCUUCGACCCCACGUACGCAGCGCUCACUGGGAUCACCACGGGGACUCGCACUGACGGGAACCCAGUGAACCCGGCGGUUUACGGUGCCCUCGCCAGCCAGGUGUACGGUGCCAAUGUCGCCAAUCAGCUUUAUGGUUCGGUGGCCAAUCAGGCAGCUCUCACAUCAGGCGCCGCCCAGAUGUACAGCUCGAUGAACCCCAACAUCUACGGCCAGGUGGCUGCCAACCCGGCGGCGGCUGCGGCGGCUGCGGCUGCUCAUGCAUACUCAACUCAAGUUUACACCCCGACCAUGGGCAACCCCUCGGUCUACCUGACGGCUGGGCCCGGGAUGGAGAUGCCGUCGGCAGCCGCUGCAGUGAACCAGGCCUACACCGUCUCUCCGGCAAUUUAUGGUGGUGGCGCACCGGCCUACGCUCACAUCAGCGCCAUGGGAGCCGACCACACUCAAGCCAUCUUCGAGGCCGCCAGGCAGGCACACUACUUUGCUCAAGGGCAGCACGUCCUGGCCGAGCAUCAGGCGGCGUCAAUGGCUGCAGCAAAAUCCGGUGAGAGGGACCGCAGUCCCCUGCGGAGGUCGACGCCCCUGCUGCCGGACCCGGUGAUGAAGCCGUUCAUGUACCAGAGGGUGAAGCCUCGCCGACCCCUCCUCCCCACCCCCGCUGGUCGAGCAGCAGAGGAAGCAGCCGAGGCGGCGGAGGACCCGAUGGCCAGGUACUAUGCGGAGUACUACCAGCAGCUGCAGCAGUACCCUCAGUUCCAGUACGCCUACCAACCACAGGGCGCCAUGACGGCCAUCCCUGGCAUGUCGGCCAUGUCCGCGGUCCAGGCGAUGUCCGGCCAGCAGGUGGCGGCGCUGGACGCCCUCCGGCCAGUGGGCCACUCCGCCGCGGCAGUGGCAGCCGCCAUGGCCGCGCCCAGGGUGUAUGAGCCGCCGUUGCCGCCGCCCACGCGCAAGGAGGCCAUCCUCCGCCGCCCCGAACUCUCCCUUCACACGCCUGAGCCCCCCUUCCGAUAGUCGCACACAACUCUCUGCCCCCUCCCUCCCGCUCUGCCCUGAACCCCCCACCCCCCACAUUUCUUCUCGACCACCUUACAGCAGCUGUGUAUGUAUGUGCGAGUGUGUGUGUCAGGGUGGGGGGGGGGCUCCUGGGUUUAUUAACCUGCUUCAUGAGGGACCUGAUCAUCCGACCUUGGUUUUGUUGGCACACACACACGGUGCAGCCAGGCUCUCCCCUGUUGGGCAUUCUUUGUGCGUCUGUUUUACUUUGUUGUCGUGCCAGUCUCACACUUGUGCCAGUAUUAGGCCGACCCAGUCGGCCCUUCCUUAUGCCUUUAUUUCCGCAAACCCAGUUAUGAUUUUCUCAGGCCAAAUACUCCAUUACAAGAAAGACUUGGGUUUUGAACCCGCCUUCGUCCUCUAGGCCUAGAUGAUCCGUUCAGGCAGCUAGUUUGAAACCCUUUGCCUUAUGUUGAGAGAGUAGAUGUGUAGUGUAUCAGACGGGGGGGCAGAUCCAUCGUGUUCAGGCUGCACUGAAACGUGUCCAACAGAAUCAAGGUCCUUGUGUGUGGGGGGGCGUUUGUCUUGAGUGUGAUGUGAGUGGCAGACAGGGACACGUGUGCAGCACAGACGCAGCACAGACGCAGCAGCGGCGUCCUCCAGUAAAAACCGUAAAGCACACAUCGUACUGUAGUGUCUGGAUCUCUCCCUGACCCCCCCCCCCCCCCCCCCCGCUCUUUAACCUCAGCGCUGACCGACACUGCUUCGCCUCUUCCUCACGACAGCCGCCUACCUCUGAGUCACUGUCAGUUAGUGGAGUCUGUUCUGUCUUACUGUAUUCUAGUCCUCACGUCUCAGCCAGUCAG